UAAUUAUCAAGAAGACGCAGCAGUCAAAUAAGUCAACGAUGCUGAAUAGGGAAUGCUAUAUAAUAAAGGACCUUAUUGUACUGGGUGAACGCUAUGUAAAGGAGAUGAAAGAUGGAAGUAGCGAG
This is a messenger RNA of Cetraspora pellucida, 125 nucleotides long. NCBI's taxonomy places the organism in Eukaryota, Fungi, Glomeromycota, Glomeromycetes, Diversisporales, Gigasporaceae. The record is from the annotation of a GenBank genome assembly.